Messenger RNA from Musa acuminata AAA Group (dessert banana), 894 nucleotides. RefSeq lists its product as uncharacterized. The transcript is spliced from 5 exons. The record is from RefSeq and is a predicted model, not a curated record. Bases 231 to 785 code for a protein of 184 amino acids. Lineage: Eukaryota; Viridiplantae; Streptophyta; Magnoliopsida; Zingiberales; Musaceae.
UUAAUGAUCCCCUCACGUCCGUGCGUCGCCACCAACAGCGAAAUAGGAGCGGGCGAGGAAGACGAGAUCGAGAGACGGAGCUUCACUCGUCCCACCCAGUUGUCCUGCUCGUCGAAAACCCCUACCUUUGCUCCUCAGGCGAUCGAUCCCGUCGUCGGGCCCUGCCCCCAGAUAAGAGUUUUUGGUCCUUCCGCAGCUACUCAAGUGCUCGGCCUAUUGUCAGAGCUGGAAUGGAGGGCAUAAAUGAGCAUGCUUCUGAUGAUUCUUGGUGUGAUGAUGGGCUUCUGAAUGAAAUCUCAGAUGCUGACUUAAACAGAGAACAGAAGAGGCGUUAUGAUCAAUUUUAUACAAAGGGUUAUCGAGAUGGUAUAUCUGCAGGAAAGGAAGCUUCUGCCCAAGAGGGCUUCAACAUUGGGUUUAAGCAAUCUGCAAGCAGUGGUUACAAAUGGGGAAUUGUUAGAGGCAUCACAAGUGCAUUUGUAAACCUCCCAGAUCAAUUCAAAGAAAAGUUAGUUAAGAAGCUUGAAGACAGAUGCACGUUUCAAAGUCUUUACAAGCCCGUUCAAGAGAUUUCCACGGACGAUGCUCUGAGAAUGUAUCACUUUCAACUACAACAAGAAAAUAAACAAUCUCAUCAAAGAUCAAAAGCGACAGUAUCAUCGGCAAUCGAAGAUUUUGACUGCAAUAAGUUAGACUUCUUUUUCAAGGAGCUUAUGUUACUUGUAAGUGAGUCUUCUGAAAUCAAAGCAAGUGUUGAUGUUGUAAAAGGAGAGGAAGAAGAAUGACCUUGAUGUUGAAGUACUUGGAGGGAUCGUUCAAAUUCACUUACGUCUGAAUUUUCUGGACAGAUUGUAAUUUUUUGAUGGCCUCAGAUUGCAAUGAAAAGAACUGAAC